AUGCUGCCGCGGCUUGUGCCCUUGGCGGCUCAGAGCACGCUGCUAGGGCUACUGAUCAACCAGGCGACGCUACAAGGACCGCUAGAUGUGCUGCAACUGCUUGUGCUCGGCGAAUUUGCCAAACUGCUCUUGUCCAGUUGUAUCGCCAUAUGGCAAGCCCCCACUACGUCCCAACAGGGAGCGUCUACCUCCGCAAGACUCGCGACGCGCAUUGCUCACUUCAGCGCGACGCUACAAGAAGCAAGCCGAGGUCCCAAUGCGAUAGCAACAAGCCUUCUCUUUCCAGCGCUCGCCUAUAUUGCUCAAAACAUGCUUCUUCUAUCUGCUAUGCUCUGUAUGAACGCCGGCGUCUUCCAGAUGGUCUACCAAGCUCGUUGGCUUGUGUCCAUGGUAAUCGGUACUCUCGUUCUUCGUCGAUCAACGUCUUCUCGUCAGUAUGCUUCUGUCGGUCUCCUGCUCUUCGGCACUUUCCUCAUGUAUCUCGACGCGAGCACGACGCUCGACAAUGCACGCGCCGGCCCGAGCAGUCCUGCAGCCCACCAACGCGAGAUCCUCAUCUCCACCUUCAAAUACAGUCAUCGCAAUGAUUCUAGCUUCGACGGCAGGAUCGAGCCCUACCGAACCUCAUCGCCUUAUCCGCCCAUGGGCUCCUCGCCCGGCGCACGAGCCGAACAAGUCUUACAAGAGCUCGCACGUUCAGCUGAGAUGUCGAGCCACCUCUCCAACGGUGUCCUGUGCAUUCUUUUCGCUGCCGUCAUUGGCGAAGUCACCGCGAGCUACCUCGAGGGCUUCCAACGUUGGCUAUCGGCAGGCGUGUCUGGUCUUAAUCUCACUUGCUUCGAGUUGCUCGGCAGGCCCUAUUCGUCCAAGGACCUCACCUCCCCCUUGCCGCUAUCUUCUAGUACGUCCAGCACGAGAUCCAAUCUGCCUCUGUAUACGCCCGUCGGCAAUGCCUUGGAAGGCGUCCUCAUGCCGCCUGCUUAUGUCUCCCCCGACUGCUCAACGGGCGACAUGUCUGCCACGCUCAACAAUAGCAUCGACAGCCUCACAACGAGCAAGUCUGCUCUUGACCUGAGCAAGAGCUUUGCAGACUCGGCCACCUCGCGCCGCAACGGUCUGCCGGCUCGGAAGGACUCGGUCAGCUCGACGUCAGCUUUCGACAUAUCCUUUGGAGCUCGCGUCAGACGAUGCUCAGAGCGAGGCAAUACAGAACUGUUCGGAUCGAGAUCUGCCAGUGGCGCCAAUACGCCCAUCUCUGCCACGGCACGCUCCUUACCCUUUGCGCUCGAUGCUAGCAUCGGCAAACUGGAUCUGCAAGCCCGCCGUUCGAGCACAACUCCCGCCAUCAUCAAUGUCAUGCUGGCCGCCAUAUCGCUCGCAUUCUUGCUCGUCGCGCGUGUCUGUCUAUCAUCUUCGGAAGACGAUGCGAGCCUGUUCAGCUUCCCCGCCCGGCAGAGCAGCUUCCUUGCCUGGGCGAUCAUUGCGCAAGCAUCGCUAGGUCUCAUGCAUGGAAUCGUGCUUGUGGAAGUGCCAGCACAGACGAGGUUGCUCGCUGCACCCAUGUCGCUCAUCUUCACUGUCAUCUCAUCCGUCUACACGGUACCAGAUACUCGCUUACACACUAGCACUGUCAUCGGCAUCUUGGCCGUUGCCAUAGCCAGCUACAUGAUCAGCAAGACGAGCUUGGCUUCAACAAAGGAAACCAGCGAUUCAAGGAGCGCCUUCGCAAGCCCUGUCUCCGCGUCAGCCAGUCCUGCAGUCGAGCAGGUCGACAUGCUCAAGGGCUUGCGCCCUAUGAUGAUGGAGCGUACGCGUAGCCAGCAAUCACUUCUGCCUCGCACGCGGUAG
Molecule: messenger RNA, 1848 nt
Organism: Mixia osmundae IAM 14324
Lineage: Eukaryota; Fungi; Basidiomycota; Mixiomycetes; Mixiales; Mixiaceae
Exons: 4
Coding region: 1-1848 (615 amino acids)
Biological process (GO): pyrimidine nucleotide-sugar transmembrane transport
Cellular component (GO): Golgi membrane
Molecular function (GO): pyrimidine nucleotide-sugar transmembrane transporter activity
Source: RefSeq, a predicted model, not a curated record